This is a messenger RNA of Closterium sp. NIES-67, 1564 nucleotides long. Lineage: Eukaryota; Viridiplantae; Streptophyta; Zygnematophyceae; Desmidiales; Closteriaceae. The record is from the annotation of a GenBank genome assembly.
UAUUCCAUGUAUGGAUCAUGCAUACCGUUAUGGCGCGUUGAAACGAAGAUUGCAAAAAAAAAAAAAAAAAACUUUUGCAAGGCCUCGAUGAAAGAGAGAAAGAGAGAGGGCAAGAGAAACAGAGAGAGAGCGAGAGAGAGAGAGAGAGAGAGAGAGAGAGAGAGAGAGAGAGAGAGAGAGAGAGAGAGAGAGAGAGAGAGAGAGAGAGGGAGGGAGAGAGAGAGAGAGAGAGAGAGAGAGAGAGAGAGAGAGAGAGAGAGAGAGAGAGAGAGAGAGAGAGAGAGAGAGAGAAACAGAGGUCAAGAAAGAGGUAGAAAGAGCGAGAGGGAGAGAGAGCAUAAGAGAAAGCAAAGGGAAAGAGCACAAGAGAAAGAGAGAGAGAAAAAAAGAGAUAGAAAGAGCGAAAGAAAGAAAGUGAGUAUGCGUGUGUCUAUGAGAGAGAGAGAGAGAGAGAGAAGAGAGAGAGAGAGAGGAGAGAGAGAGAGAGAGAGAGAGAGAGAGAGAGAGAGGAGAGGAGAGAGAGAGAGAGAGAGAGAGAGAGAGAGAGAGAGAAGAGAGAGAGAGAGGAGAGAGAGAGAGAGAGAGAGAGAGAGAAGAGAGAGAGAGAGAGAGAGAAGAGAGAGAGAGAGAGAGAGAGAGAGAGGAGAGAGAGAGAGAGAGAGAGAGAGAGAGAGAGAGAGAGAGAGAGAGAGAGAGAGAGAGAGAGAGAGAAAGAGCGAGAGAGAAAGAGUGAGAGAGAGAGAAAGAGAGAGAGAGAGCAAGAGAGAGAGAGAGAGAGAGAGAGAGAGAGAGAGAGAGAGAGAGAGAGAGAGAGAGAGAGAGAGAGAGAGAGAGAGAGAGAGAGAGAGAGAGGUGACGAAGGCUCGAGCGCUAAAGGGAGAAGGCAUGAAUAUCAGCCAUGCCCCUUUUGCAAUUGAACAUGAGCCACUCUUGCUUUGCCAACUGAAUGGGAGCUAUGCCCCCCCUGGAAUCGACUAUGACACAUCCACCCUUAGGCAAUUUCCACUUAACGUGGUGGAGCAGCGUGACAAGUGUCGCCUCAUUCUUGACUUGCGCAAAGUCAACAACUACCUCGACAUCCCCAAGUUCAAGUACGAAGGCUUGAACAGGGUAGCCGAACUCAUCCGCCCAGGCGAUUGGAUGUUCUCCAUCGACCUAAAGUCAGGCUACCACCAUGUCGAGAUCCACCCCUCCUGCUGGAAGUUCUUGGGAUUCCAGUUCGAAGGAGACUACUAUUCCUUCAUAUCGCUCCCGUUCGGGCUUGCCACUGCCCCGUUCGUCUUCACACAACUGAUCAAACAACUGGCAAAGCGAUGGCGGGCAAGCGGCGUGCGGGUUGUUCCAUAUGUCGACGACUUACUAUUCCUCUGCAACUCCCACUCGGAUGCACGCUCCAUCUGCGCAGCUGUUGUUAAGGACCUGAAGGCAGCACGUUUUGUUAUAAACGGCAAAAAGUCACAUCUACACCCCUCGCGCAAGAUAGCUUUCCUCGGCCUGGAAAUUGAUGCCGCCCAAGGCACCUUCUCCGCAUUAUAACGAAGCUGCAAACACAACUACUACACGU